GCGCGUCCCGACACGAAUGACGAUAUCAGCUCAAAACCCACUGUAAAUACUUUGACUUGCAACCGCAAUUGAUUCAAUCACACGCAAAAUCUUACAGUGUAUUGAUCGGGAAAAUUAUGAGAAGAUGACAAGCAUUGCCGACCUUUUCAAGAGCUCAGGUGUUCCUAGCAAACGCAAGCUGGACCCCGUCCGCGAUCCAAAUGAGAUCUACAAAUCAGCAAAACUAAACCCCUCCUCAAGCCGCCACGCCCAAGUACAAGAUGACGACGACGUUGAAGCAGGCCCUGCACCGCCCGAAGACGAUGAAGAUGGAGACUACGGCCCAUCGGCACCACCCGAAGACGACAUCCCAGACGACGACGAAGAUGGCCGUUUUUUUGGCGGCGGCAUAACACGGCAAGAAGCAGAGGUGCUGGAUUUUGUGGAGUCGGCCGACAGCGCAGCGCCGCCAGCGGACGACAAGUUCGACGCGGCGUGGCUGCGGCGCACAGCGCUGGCGCUCGAGAAAAAGAUCAACCGCAACGCCGAGCUGCGCGCCCGUCACGCCGACGACCCGGCAAAGUUUAUCGACAGCGAGGCGGACCUGGACGCGGCCGUGCGCAACCUCAGCAUCCUGGCCGAGCACCCUUCGCUCUACCCCGAGUUUGCGCGUCUCGGCAUCGCCGGGUCGCUUACUGGGUUGCUGGCGCAUGAGAACACGGACAUUGCGCUCGCGGCAGUGCAGAUCGUCGCGGAGUUGACGGGCGACGACGUCGAGGGCGCGACCGAGGACGACUGGGCGGCGCUGGUUGACUCCCUGCUCGAGGCGGACCUGCUGUCGCUGCUUGUGUCGAAUCUGGAGCGGCUCGACGAGGCUGGCGACGAGGCGGACCGCGAGGGCGUCUACCGCAUCUUGGAAGUGGUGGAGAACCUGUGCGGUGGCCGGCCCGCGACGGCAGAGACGGUUGGGCGCUGCGACCCCCUGCUCAAAUGGCUUCUGGCCCGAGCGACCAAGGCUGAGGAACCAGUGUCGCAGAACAAGCAGUACGCGGCUGAGAUGCUUGCCAUUUUGGCCCAGGCGAGCCCUGUGAACCGCGACAGGCUGGCAAGGGACCUGGACGCGGUUGAGCCGCUGCUGCAGCUGGUGGCGCCGUACCGGGCGCGGGAUCCGGAGCGCGGCGGGGAUGAAGAAGAGUUCAUGGAGAACUGCUUCGAGGCGUUAACCUGCAUCGCGGACCGGCCCGAAGGCAAACAGAAGUUUGUCGAUGCCGAGGGCUACGCGCUCUGCCUGGUGCUGAUUGGCAGCCCGACGGCCAAAAAGGCCCGCACGCCUGCGCUGAGGCUGCUGGAUCAUGCGGUGGCGCAGAGCCGCGAGGCCGGGGUGUGUGAGCAGGUUGUCGAGUAUGGUGGACUCAAAACGCUGUUUACGCUGUUCAUGAAGAGCAGCAGCAGUGCCAAGGCCUCAUCCAAGAAGCGGGACCCGAAGGUCGUUGAACACCUCAUCAGCAUAUUUGCGUGCAUGCUAAGGCUGCUGCCGACGGACAGCGCAGAGCGAAUCAGGACGCUGGCCAAGUUUGUGGAGAAGGACUACGAAAAGACGGAAAGGCUCGUCCUGCUUCGGCGGGAGUAUGCGGGCAGGGUGGCGGCUGUGGAUGCAGCCGGCAUGGACGAGCUGGACGAAGACGAGCGGUUCUCGCGCCGGCUGGACGCGGGUCUCUUUGUGUUGCAGAGCAUCGACGUCAUCCUCGCAUGGUUGGUGGCGGAGGACGACGGGGCAAAGAGGAAGAUUCAGACGCUCCUGGCGGAUAGGGAUGAGACUUUGGAGCUGCUGAGUGAGAGCUUAAAGGAACAAGCUGAUGCCGUCGAUGUGGAGACGGAGAAUGGGAAGGAGAUGCAUGAUAUGCUGACGACACUUCGGGAAUUCCUCCAAGAUUAACUGUUUGGAGGCAGUUGUCUGGUGUUUGAUUAAUGUGUAUAUCAAUGUUUUCAUAGCGGCAUACAAGUUGGCGUAAAGAUUUAUAGAACGAAAAAAAGAAGAAAAAAAAAGCCAAAAGCGUUGAU
Messenger RNA from Pyricularia oryzae 70-15, 2040 nucleotides. RefSeq lists its product as uncharacterized. Lineage: Eukaryota; Fungi; Ascomycota; Sordariomycetes; Magnaporthales; Pyriculariaceae. The record is from RefSeq and is a predicted model, not a curated record. The transcript has 3 exons. Bases 125 to 1915 code for a protein of 596 amino acids. Gene Ontology annotation, cellular component: spliceosomal complex.